AAGAAAAAAAAACGCGUCUUCCUCAGUGACAGUGUUGAAUUCUCAUAUCUUUCUUUCUCUCUCCUCUCUCUUCUCUCUCUCUGCUUCAUCUGUUUCUCUCACUAAAAAGCUUCUCAUCAUCCUUCCCCCUCCCCAAAUUAGGGUUAAAGGGUCGAGAGCUUGAGAUUGUAUCGCCCAGUAAAAAAGGAAGGAUCUUUUUACUCGUCAAUUGCAAAAUUAGCAGACUUUGCAAAGGUGGGUUUAGGGUUUUUUUUUUCGUGUGUUAAAAAAAAACCAUUUUUGGGGAUAAGUUACGAAGAUGACUUCUUUGCCUUCUUCAGUGAUCAAAUGGCGUUUUUUCCGUAGACAGAUGAUGCCUUGGAACGUUGUGUUCUCUCUCUGGUUACUCUGUUUCGCUGCUACCUGUCUCUCUGUUUUAGCAGCUGACUCGGACAAAUCGGUGUUGCUUCGGUUUAAGAAAACGUUGUCGGACCCUAAUUCGAUUCUCGCUAGCUGGGUUGAGGAUAAUGAAGAUUACUGCUCCUGGUUUGGUGUAUCUUGCGAUUCGACCUCUCGAGUCACGUCUCUGAACAUUACUGGCUCUGGAAGCGAUAAAGGGAGUUCCAAAACCAGUCGGAAUCGUUUCACUUGUGGUGAUAUCGGUAAGUUUCCUUUGUAUGGGUUUGGUAUCCGGAGGGAUUGUAUCGGAAAUCAUGGAGCUUUGGUGGGGGAUUUGCCUUCUGUAGUCGUGGGUCUCACAGAGCUUAGGGUUCUGUCUCUGCCUUUCAAUUCGUUUAGCGGAGAGAUUCCUUUAGGAAUCUGGGGAAUGGAGAAUCUUGAAGUUCUUGAUCUGGAAGGGAAUUUGAUGACCGGGUCAUUGCCUGUUCGGAUUACUGGGUUACGGAAUCUGCGGGUUAUGAAUUUAGGGUUUAACCGAGUUUCAGGUGAAAUCCCUAACUCGCUUCAGAGUCUGUCCAAGUUGGAGAUUUUGAAUUUGGGUGGUAAUAGGUUGAAUGGAACUGUUCCUGGUUUUGUUGGGAGGUUCAGAGUGGUGCACUUGCCUUUAAACUGGCUUCAAGGCUCUUUGCAUAAAGAUAUUGGGGAUAACUGUGGGAAGCUUGAGCAUUUAGAUUUGUCUGGUAAUUUCUUGAUUGGGAGGAUUCCUGAGAGUUUGGGCAAGUGUGGCAGUUUAAGGUCUUUGUUGUUGUAUAUAAAUACAUUGGAGGAGACUAUCCCUUUAGAGUUUGGGAAUCUUCAGAAGCUUGAGGUUUUGGAUGUUUCUAAGAACACUCUUAGUGGUCCAUUACCUGUUGAACUCGGGAACUGCUCUUCGUUGUCUGUUCUCGUGCUAUCAAAUCUGUACAAUGUGUAUGAUGACAUUACCAGCAUUAGAGGGGUAUCAGAUUUACCUCCAGGCGCUGAUUUAACUUCUAUGACUGAGGAAUUCAAUUUCUAUCAAGGGGGAAUUCCAGAGGAAAUCACUAGGCUUCCAAAACUAAAGAUACUUUGGGUGCCAAGAGCUACGUUAGAAGGGAGGUUUCCAAGAGAUUGGGGUUUGUGUCAAAACUUGGAGAUGCUUAGUUUGGGUCAGAACUUCUUUAAAGGCGAGAUUCCUGUUGGUCUUAGUAAAUGUAGGAACCUCCGUCUUCUUGAUUUGAGCUCGAAUAUGCUUACGGGAGAGCUUCUCAAAGAGACUUCAGUCCCCUGUAUGAGUGUGUUUGAUGUUGGCGGAAACAGCUUAUCUGGUUUCAUCCCUGAGUUUCUCAAUAAUACCACAACCCAUUGUCCUCCUGUUGUCUACUUUGACGGGUUUUCUAUCGAAUCUUACAACAACGACCCGUCAUCUGUUUAUCUCUCCUUCUUCACCAUGAAGUCUCAAGUUGGAACUUCCCUGAUGGAUCUUGGAGGUGAUGGAGGUCUGGCCGUGUUUCAUAAUUUCGCAGACAACAACUUCACUGGUACUCUCAAGUCUAUACCACUUGCACAGGAGCGGUUAGGAAAGCGAGUCUCUUACAUAUUUUCUGCUGGAGGGAAUCAGUUGUACGGGCAAUUCCCAGGAAACCUGUUUGAUAACUGUGACGAACUCAAAGCAGUUUAUGUCAAUGUAAGCUUCAACAGGCUCUCAGGUCGGAUCCCUGAAGGACUAAACAAGAUGUGCACUUCUCUUAAGAUUCUUGAUGCUUCGUCGAAUCAGAUCUUCGGGAUAAUCCCAUCGAGUCUCGGGGAUCUAAGUUCACUCGUUGCUCUUAAUCUGAGCUGGAAUCAGUUGCAAGGUCAGAUACCGGGAAGCCUCGGGAAGAAGAUGACAGCUUUAACAUACCUUUCGAUUGCGAAUAAUAACCUCACAGGGCAAAUUUCUCAGAGUUUUAGUCAGUUGCAUUCCUUGGAUGUUCUUGAUCUCUCUUCCAAUCAUCUAUCUGGCGGCAUUCCUCAUGAUUUCGUCAACUUGAAGAAUCUCACUGUGCUGCUUCUCAACAAUAACAACCUCUCUGGCCCAAUCCCGUCAGGUUUUGCGACAUUUGCUGUUUUCAAUGUUUCCUUCAACAAUCUGUCAGGUCCAGUUCCUUCAACCAACGGAUUGACCAAAUGCAGCACUGUUCAGGGAAACCCCUAUCUUCGACCUUGCCAUGUGUUUUCUCUGACAACACCAUCUUCUGAUUCCCGAGACUCUGCUGGAGAUUCUAUCACGCAGGAUUACGCAUCUUCCCCUGCUGAAAACUCUCCACCUGAGUCGCAAGGAAAGGGUGGAUUUAACUGGCUAGAGAUUGCUUCAAUCGCAUCCGCUUCAGCUAUUUUCUCGGUUCUGAUCGCUCUUGUGAUUCUCUUCUUCUACACAAGGAAAUGGCAUCCGAAAUCGAAGAUCAUGGCCACUACGAAGCGAGAAGUCACUAUGUUCAUGGACAUUGGAGUUCCAAUAACCUUUGACAAUGUUGUUAGAGCCACAGGAAACUUCAACGCAAGCAAUCUGAUUGGAAACGGUGGAUUUGGAGCGACCUACAAAGCAGAAAUAUCUCAAGAUGUGGUCGUCGCAAUCAAACGCCUCUCCAUUGGACGGUUUCAAGGUGUGCAACAGUUCCACGCAGAGAUCAAAACUCUUGGUAGACUUAGACAUCCGAAUCUUGUGACUCUCAUUGGUUAUCACGCUAGCGAAACCGAGAUGUUCUUGGUCUACAACUAUCUCCCAGGAGGCAACCUCGAGAAAUUCAUCCAAGAAAGAUCCACAAGAGAUUGGAGAGUUCUUCACAAGAUCGCCCUGGACAUUGCUCGAGCACUCGCUUACCUCCACGACCAAUGUGUCCCACGUGUGCUUCACCGAGAUGUUAAGCCGAGCAACAUCCUACUGGAUGAUGAUUGCAACGCUUAUUUAUCAGAUUUCGGGUUAGCGAGAUUGCUUGGGACCUCGGAAACACACGCAACAACAGGUGUGGCGGGUACGUUUGGGUAUGUAGCACCCGAGUACGCUAUGACUUGCCGGGUGUCGGAUAAAGCAGAUGUUUACAGCUAUGGAGUGGUGCUUUUUGAGCUGCUUUCGGACAAGAAAGCACUGGAUCCGUCGUUUGUGUCGUACGGUAACGGUUUCAACAUAGUGCAAUGGGCUUGUAUGCUGUUGAGACAAGGAAGGGCAAAGGAGUUUUUCACAGCGGGUUUGUGGGACGCGGGUCCUCAUGAUGAUCUAGUAGAGGUUCUGCAUUUAGCGGUUGUGUGUACGGUGGAUUCACUAUCGACGAGACCAACGAUGAAGCAAGUUGUAAGACGGCUGAAGCAGUUGCAGCCUCCGUCAUGUUAGCACUGAUUAUUAUUAUUUUCUUAAAAGGUUUCUUUCCUCAGUUUUUGUGUAAACCUGUUUGUGUAGUAGUUAGAAGAAGAAGAAGAAGAGAGGUUUAGUUUCCUAUGGGGUUCUGGAUGGUCUAUAUGAAGGGGAAGGCAUAGGAAGGUUGAUCUCUCUUUCUAUCUCUCUGUGAUAGGUCUCUCUAAAGGAAAGCAGAACAUACAUUAAAAAAAUAUGAGAAAGAAGAAUUGUAGCUAAUUUUUUUUGUUUCUGUCCCACUUGUAAAUUGUUUUUAAUAAAAAGUUUUGUGGGGUUUAUUAUUAUUGUUUUAAAAAAAGUUCAUUGCAGAUUAUGUAACGCUUAAGAC
This is a messenger RNA of Camelina sativa (false flax), 4115 nucleotides long. Its product is annotated as LRR receptor-like serine/threonine-protein kinase RPK2. Gene Ontology annotation, biological process: protein phosphorylation. The record is from RefSeq and is a predicted model, not a curated record. Gene Ontology annotation, molecular function: ATP binding; protein kinase activity; protein binding. Lineage: Eukaryota; Viridiplantae; Streptophyta; Magnoliopsida; Brassicales; Brassicaceae.